Messenger RNA from Penicilliopsis zonata CBS 506.65, 1513 nucleotides. RefSeq lists its product as hypothetical. Gene Ontology annotation, molecular function: iron ion binding; oxidoreductase activity. The record is from RefSeq and is a predicted model, not a curated record. Bases 281 to 1321 code for a protein of 346 amino acids. The transcript has 3 exons. Gene Ontology annotation, biological process: lipid biosynthetic process. NCBI's taxonomy places the organism in Eukaryota, Fungi, Ascomycota, Eurotiomycetes, Eurotiales, Aspergillaceae.
ACUCUCCGGGUUGCCUCUAUGCGGUAAUGAGUGACAGGUAGACCACUAUGACUGAUGCGCCGAGUUCCUGCAGAAGAUCGACCAGACAGAAUCCACAUUAAGAUCCCCCAAUAACAACAAGCUAAAUCGCAAACAACUACAUAUGCACUAUGCAGUAUGAUUUGUUUAAUAGAAGAAGGAAAAAUAUCAUUGAUUUCUACUCCAUCUAUUCCCAUAAAGCCAUGUCUUCUGUCUUCCCCUUUUUUCCUCUCUCAACAGCAGAGGAAAGCUUUCAGUCAAGAUGAACGCUUCUGAGAUACUCCCCUCCUGCACUCUGCGCCCGGCAGAGCCGCUCUUGCCCUUCGUCUCCGACCUGACUCUAUCCUUCAUCGUGCCCACGGUCGGCUACUGGCUCAUCUCGGGCGUGUAUCUGAUGUUCGAGCUUUUCUACGGGGUGGAAGACUACUCGCCGCUCCACACCCCCGCCGAGAAGCUGACCCGGAACCGGGCGACGAAGAGUCAUGUCUUCUACAUUACCAUGCGCAACCUGGUCAUCCAGAACGCCCUGGGCUGGGUGCUUGCCCGUCGUGCAGGCCCGGACCUCUACGGCUGCGAGGACCGCGACGUUGCCGUGUGGGCGAUGCGUCUCCGGUCUCUGCAGCAAUGGAUUCCGUCCCUGCUGGCGCUAGCAGGUAUCGACGGUAAAAGUGCGGCGAGCAGAGUCUCGCACUCUAUGCCUGCCCUCGCACAGGUGCUGGCAGGCGGCGGCCAGGCUGGAGAAUUCUCGCCGUUUCUUGCACGCUGGGAGUUGUCGCUCGCUCAUCUCUUGUACUACUACCUAGUGCCAACCAUGCAGUUUGUCUCCGGCUACAUGAUUCUGGACACGUACCAGUACUUUGCGCACCGGAUGUUACAUCAGAACCGCUGGCUCUACCGCGUCGUCCACUCCGUCCACCACCACCUCGUCGUCCCGUACCCCUGGUCAGCGUUUUACGCACACAUCAUCGAGGCGCUAGCCGUGGGAGUCGGCUCGGCCACUCUGGCCUUCACCCUGACUGGAAUGACCCUGCGGCAGGGAAUGUGGUUUGGAAUGGGCGCCAUCUUCAACGAGAUCAACUCGCACACCGGUUACGAUUUUCCUUUGAGUCCCGGCCGGCUCCUGGGGACGUCGCCUAUCUUUCACGAUCUUCACCAUCAAAGCUGGGGUGUGAAGUACAAUUUCGGCUUCUACACGCUCUUCUGGGACUGGCUGUGCGGGACACUAUGGAUGGAAGACGAACACUCGAUGCGCAAGUAUGCGGAGGGACGGGCGAUGACGGAGAAGAAGAUGGCAAACAAAUAAUUUUUUUUUUCUAUUUCCAUUGUUCAUCUGGUAUAUGAUCUGUCUCCUCCCGCCUCGUUCUUAAGGGUAUUCCUCAACGCACAGAUUUCCCUUUCCUGGAUGGCGACCCUGCGUUGUAGAAACAGGAUAUGCUCGAUGGCUCUGGCCAGGACUCGGUCUUUUGUACGACGUUGAACUCUGCUGCCGUAUUCU